AUGGAAAAUGAGGCGAAUCUUUCUCAGGAAGCAUACCUAUUGCUUCAAAUAGAGAUUGGCACUCCGAGAGUAGUGGAUAUCAGGAGACAAAUUAGGGACAUUGAAGAAACUAUCUAUAAUUCCGCUUCAUCGACUGUAGAAUUACCCUUUAGAAGACAUCCUACAUUUUUCCGAGUGUCGACUGGAAGCCAAAGGGAAGGAUUUCGAUUUGAAAAAUCCGACGACGAUUAUCUUUACUGGUGGACUGACCACAAAGUUAUUUAUAGCCCAAAACAAGAAAACCUAUACAAUAAAGAAACAUUGAUCAUGAUGGAGUAUUGUAAAGAUAGUCCGGGAUCCGUCCUCCUGAAAGUCAAAAAGUGGUCUGAUUGGCCUAUUGUUCGUGCUAGUUAUGUCACAUUGGGGAAAGGAACCUACAUGUCAAGUUCUAAGUAUAGAAAAUCCACUCUAAAAUUAGUUGUUAAAAAUUCACAAGAACAUGGACCUUGUGCAAGCGGUCAGUUGGAUAAUGGAGUUGACUUUGACAAUGCUCAUGCAUUGAAAUGUGAUUUUCUUCCAGAGGUAGCUUCUUCAUGGAUAAAGCGUUGUGAAACAAAGGGUUGGCCUGACUCUACCGUAUUGCAAUAUGCCAGAAAAACAGGCUGUCAUUUUGUUCCAAUUGGUCGUAAAAACUCACCAAAUCAGAAAUAUGAAUGGCGAAUUUCCUUCAAUCUUAUUGAAUUGAAAUGUGUACACUCCAUGAGCCAUGUUCAGUUUACUUGUUACGGACUAUUCAAGAUUUUUCUCCGCAAAGUUUUCAAAGAAGUGGGACAUUUAUUUGAUCAUGGUUCAGAAACAUGCAUGGAGAGGGCGUCGAGGAACAGGAAAAGCAAAGAACAAGAUUAA
Molecule: messenger RNA, 885 nt
Organism: Saccostrea echinata
Lineage: Eukaryota; Metazoa; Mollusca; Bivalvia; Ostreida; Ostreidae
Exons: 2
Coding region: 1-885 (294 amino acids)
Source: RefSeq, a predicted model, not a curated record